AUGGCCAUCCUCAAUGAACCCAUGACUUACCUCGCCUUCGGCGUCGUGCGCUUCUUCCAGUUCGUCCUCGCGCUCACCGUCUGCGGUCUCUAUGGUGUCGACAUCACAUCUGCGCGGAAGGCGCAUCACUCUACUGAUGGCCGAUGGGCAUACGCUAUCGUCGUCGGCACCUUCUCCGCCAUCACGGCGCUGAUCUACUUGAUCCCCGUUACGAUGAAGAAAAUGUCGAUACUGUUCGUGUGGGACACGCUGCUGCUGUUCUUCUGGAUUGUGCUGUUCGGCAUCUUCGGCAAGCUGUUCAUCAAGGAAGAUGCGGAGGGCAACAAGGAUAUCCAGCGCAUGAAGAACGCUGUCUGGGUUGAUCUGGUCAACAUGCUUCUCUGGCUUGUCUCGUCGGUCGCUGUUGGCAUCUACUGGUUCAAGCACAGGCACAACAGGUCGCAGUUCACUGGAAGGGCAGUGGUCUAA
Messenger RNA from Pseudogymnoascus verrucosus, 468 nucleotides. RefSeq lists its product as uncharacterized. Lineage: Eukaryota; Fungi; Ascomycota; Leotiomycetes; Thelebolales; Thelebolaceae. The transcript has 3 exons. The coding region runs from base 1 to 468 and encodes 155 amino acids. The record is from RefSeq and is a predicted model, not a curated record.